Messenger RNA from Saccoglossus kowalevskii, 3597 nucleotides. RefSeq lists its product as uncharacterized. The record is from RefSeq and is a predicted model, not a curated record. NCBI's taxonomy places the organism in Eukaryota, Metazoa, Hemichordata, Enteropneusta, Harrimaniidae.
AUGGAUUUCUUGGAAAGAGGCGCACCCAUAGGUUACUCAGAGUCAAAAUGGUUGAUUUUGGAACAGUUUUAUAAAAAGCUCGAAUGUCUCGUUUUAGGCUUCGGAGGUAUCCCACCGCUGUAUCAACCGUGCUAUAGCAAUCUAGACAGUGUAGGUCCCAGAACAUGCGGUAGACGAGUUGUUGUCGUUGUUCCAUCUCUUCAUGAAUUGCCGAGUAUUACGCUGGAAAACACAGUGAUAGAGAAGGGUUCCCAGCUGUAUCUAGAGUGUUCAUUGAAUGUUACUAGUCCAUAUACAGUAAAUGACUUAGCAUGGUGUUUCAAUGAAAUCAAAAUAUCAGAAGAGGAGUAUCAUAUAAAAGACAAUAAGACAUUGCUACUUAUUAUUGAAGAAGCCAAGUUGAGUCAUUCUGGCAACUACUCAUGUAAAGUGAUGUCAGACGAAAGUAAUUAUGCAAAGACACAUGUCAAAGUCGGGUUGAAACCCAAUGCAACCAUGCGAUGUACAUCAACUAAUCAUAUUGAAAUCUACUGUACAUGGAAUGAAUUUAAUUCAAAUCUACCGAGUGAUUAUAAUUAUUCAUGGAAACUAAGAUUUGAAGAUGACUCGUUUUGGCGAGAAUGCGUAGAUACAUUUGACAGCGAAGAGUUGGAGCCACAAUGUAUAUGCGACGACCGUGAAUGUUAUUUUCCCGAAAAUCACGGUUCAGUACAUCAUAUGAGAGUAGUACUCACUAACCAGCUUGGCACAACGAAAAUAAUUAUACCAUUUAAUCCUGAUGUCGAAACAAUACCAAAUCCUCCAGAGUCUGUGGAAGUUGUGUCUACUUCCAGUGAAAGCAUUAAAUGGUCUUGGAAGAAGCCAGCAGACUGGAAGGACGACUUGCUCCACCUAUUUUACAGAGUUCAGUAUUCAAGUGUAGCAUCUUCAUGGCAACAGGAAGUGCUUCAGGAUUAUGACCAAACAUACUAUGAAUUAUCAGAUGGAAAGCCAUAUACGGAAUAUUAUUUCCGGGUUUCCUGUAUCUCUGAAUAUGUUGAUUCAGAGAUAUCUGGAGAUGAGACUGAAAUAUGGAGUGAAUGGUCUGAUGUCAUAACAGCUAGAACAGAUGAAGCUGCCCCCUCUGGUACAAUUGAGAUUGGGAUAGCACCAGAUGAAGUAGUAAAUGGUGAACAGAGAGCAGUGAAACUUACAUGGAAGCCUCUCAAGCCAGAAGAAGCUAAUGGCAUAAUCUUGCAAUAUAAAGUACGGGUAUGGAUCCUGAAUGGCACUGAUGGCACUGAAAUACAGCACAUGUCUACAACACAUGUAUCAUCUUUGGAAGGGUUUAACAUGACAGAAAGGACUAUGGAAAGAUACAAGUUUAUCCAAGUUGAUCCACAAAUUACUGCUUAUACUAUUGAAGAUUUGAAUAAAGAUGAAUAUUACUUAGUUCAAAUAACUGCAGAAAACAGUGCUGGAGAAUCACCACCUGCUAGUUUAGUAAUACCACCAUACAUGACUGUAACUAAAAGAAUAAAAUGGUGGAUUACUCUUGUCUGCGUUGUUGCAUCUAUUAUUGGUUUUAUUUUAGUUGUCAUGUUAUUCAGAUGGUCUUACCUUAAAAUGAAAAAUAAAGGAAUUUUUGAACCUGUUCCACAAGUCUUCAUUCCAAUCGAGAUUGAUGCAGACAAUACUCAUUCCGGUCAAUACUUGUUAUCAGAUUAUCAAGAUUACCAAGAUCCACAGGUUGAAAAGUAUGAUAUUUUGAAAUCUCAAUGUAAGGAACAAAUGACAGUUGGAUUUAAAAAUGGCCGAAGUGACAGUUGUAGUACGCAGAUUACAUUCAUCAAUGAUAGUGGGUCUGGUAACCAAGGUAACAGAAGACAACAUAGAGAUAUUUGUGAUGAGGAUGAAGGUCUACCAAAUGCAAGAUUAUCAUCUACUGCAAGUGAUGGUAAAGAAGAUGGUGAUGUCAUGAGAAAACAUUGUAAGGACAAACAGACACCACCCUUGGCCGUGGUGCUUCCUCCAAAAUCGCCUGAUGACUACAGUCAGUUAACUAAUAAUGAUAACAUUCAUUUAGCAAAAAUGCCAAGUUGGAAUAAUUCAAAAAUAAAAUCACAAUUACCAAGUCAGCAAGGAUAUUGCAAAGUUACAGAAAAAGGUGUUGUCAUGCCGACAACCAUGCAAGCACCAGUACCUAGAGUUGGAAUAGUGCAUACACCGACACGUCAGCCCAAAAUAUCAGUCAAUGGUGUCCAUGGCAACAAAACAUUAACAUCAUGUCAAGUGACUGCAAAACAAGCUGCAGUACAGAUACAUAACCCAUGCAAUGUCAGCAAAGUGUCAGCCAAUAGAAAUCAAGCAUCAAAAAGUGAUGAGGAUCUUGGGUACAGCCAAGUGUCAGCCAAUAGAAAUCAGGCAACAAAUAGUGAUGAGAAUCUUGGGUACAGCCAAGUGUCGGCCAAUAGAAAUCAAGCAUCAAACAGUGAUGGGGAUCUCGGGCACAGCCAAGUGUCGGCCAAUAGAAAUCAAGCAUCAAACAGUGAUGAGGAUCUUGGGUACAGCCAAGUGUCGACCAAUAGAAAUCAGGCAUCAAACAACGAUGGCCACAUCACAACCAAUGACAAUGCUGCAAUUUGCAAUCAAGGUGAUAAUGGCUAUUGUAAAGUUACUUCUAAUGGCCAUCCAGUGAUUCAGGAUGAUUCUUCUAGCAUGUGGAGUGAUAGCAGUGAAAGUACUUACCCACCAGACAGCAUUGAUGGUGAAGAAGUGAUGCAUCAGUCACCACAUAGCAUGUCUGGUUAUGUAGAGCAGCAACCAACAACACAACCCGUAAAUAAUACUGGUGUGAGACAAGGGGCUGCUGGCGAUCAAUUGACAUCACAACACAUACAUGGUUAUGUUGCACAUUGUGCUACUGGUAGUCAGCCAAUAGACAGACAACAAACAUCACAACCCAUAAAUAAUGGUUAUGUUGCACAUGACGGUACUGGCAAUCAGCCAAUAGACAGACAACAAUCAUCACACCCUAUAAAUAAUGGUUAUGUUGCACAUGACGGUACUGGCAAUCAGCCAAUAGACAGACAACAAACAUCACACCCUAUAAAUAAUGGUUAUGUUGCACAUGACGGUACUGGCAAUCAGCCAAUAGACAGACAACAAUCAUCACAGCCCAUGAAUAAUGGUUAUAUUGCACAUGAUGACACUGGCAAUCAGCAAAGGAACGGACACCAAACAUCACAACCCAUAAAUAAUGGUUAUGUUGCACAUGAUGGUACUGGCAAUCAGCCAAUGAACAUACAGCAAACAUCACAACCCACAAAUAAUGGUUAUGUUGCACAUGAUGGUACUGGCAAUCAGCCAAUAAACAUACAGCAAACAUCACAAGCUAUAAAUAAUGGUUAUGUUGCACAUGAUGGUACUGGUAAUCAGCCAAUGAACACACAGCAACCAUCACAACCUAUAAAUAAUGGUUAUGUUGCACAUGAUGGUACUGGCAAUCAGCCAAUGAACACACAGCAACCAUCACAACCUAUAAAUAAUGGUUAUGUUGCACAUGAUGGUACUGGCAAUCAGCCAAUGAGCACACAGCAACCAUCACAACCCACAUAG